Molecule: messenger RNA, 675 nt
Organism: Rhopilema esculentum
Lineage: Eukaryota; Metazoa; Cnidaria; Scyphozoa; Rhizostomeae; Rhizostomatidae
Source: RefSeq, a predicted model, not a curated record
AUGUCUGGAGAAUCAACUCAAAGGUUAGUUGUCGAUAGUAAUGCUGACAGCGGCAGUCGGUUCGGGUCCGUGAAGAAAACACGUAGGUGCGUGGAAUCAAAGUCGUCAAGGUCGCCUUCUUUUUUGAAACUCAUAAGGGAACUACGAGCCAGAUUUCCUAUUGAGAGGCAAAUUAAGGCUGAUUUAGUGAACUACGAUGAGGAUGAUGGUAUAUGUCACGAGACUGGAGAACGUUUAUCGCACUUACACAUCGACCAAGCAAGGUCAGUUCUUGCUAAUAAACAAAAAGGAGUCUCUUUCACACCUCACACACUUGCGAUUUCGGCAUUGACAGAGAGUUCCGUGUCUGAGCUAGAGAAGCUCCUGGAGGAGCAAUCAAUAGAUGUGAAUUUCUCAGAUGAACACGGGGAUACACUUCUACACAAGGCGGCUUUUGAAGGAGAUGUUGAUUGUAUUCGAGUGCUUGUCAAUCACGGAGCAAAUGUGAAUGUAAAGAAUAAGGAUGGCUGGCCACCCGUUCACUGUGCCCUUCGCCAAGGUAAUUUAUCAGCAAUGGUCUAUCUAAUCGAGUGUGGAACCAACAUGGAAGACUAUACCCAGCUCAGGGUCAAUGAAUUUCAAAGUGUAGAGAACAUAUCUAAAACUGUUUCUAAAGGAGAAGAAAUUUUUGUGUAG